AUGGCCAGGAUCUGGACCUUUUUGAUAUUACUUCCAAAUAUAUACUGUUUGAUAUGGGCAGCGGCGGCUAAAGGCAAGUGUAAUCCAGAAUGCGCAGACUAUGAUCAGACCUCCUCUCAGAUCUCCUACAACAAUGUCGUACUAUCAGACAGUGAAGGUUAUCUAGUGAAACGCCAGAGGCGAGAUGUAAUUAAGAAAUCGGAUGAAAAGAAUACAUUUUACAACAUAGAAAAAUAUGUGGAUAAAGCGGAAACAAUCCGGCUGUGGACAGAAUGGAAUAAAAUGUCACUCGAAGAAGUAUUUAACGAUGGAUAUCAUAAGGCUAAGACUUUGGAGCUGCCAUUUGAUUUUCCAUUCUUUGGACAAAAUAUUCGUAAGGUCACUGUGACCACGGGAGGAUUUAUGUACACAGUAAAACAAGUACACUCGGGGUUGGCAGCAAUACAGUAUAUUGCACCGCUUAUGGCCAAUUUUAAAGUAGAUAAGUCACAAGAUUCUCGUAUAUUCGUGGUAGGAAAUGGUACCGCAUUUACAGUUGUUUGGCAGAACCUCGUCAUAAAAAAUGGUACUAUGUCUAAGGCAUUCACAUUUACUGCGACGGUGCAACAGAAUGGCGAGAUUCUGUUUGUCUACUACAAUGUGCCUCUGAGAAUCGAUGCUCUUGAUAAUAGCACACAUCCCGUCAAAGUGGGUCUCUUUGAUGCCUACAUAUUUAAUUCUGUGUUCUCCGGCAGGACGACAAUUUACGAGUAUACUCGUAGUCAAAUUGAGCAAAAUGCAAUUAUUGAUGGAGCAGUUGUACGAUUAAAACCAUAGUCUACAUGUUCAGCCUACAAGGAUUGUCCGUCGUGCCUUAAUCAUGACAUUACGCUUGAGUGCAAAUAGUGUACGGCUGUAAAUCGUUGUUCAAAAAUAGAUGGCUUGGAUCGUGGGAAGCAGCAGUGGAAAUUAAGCGGGUGUGAAAUAGAAGCUAUUGGCAAAGGAGGCAGCUGCCCAGCUCCAAAACCGUUCAAUACAACCCAAGUCCGCGAUUCAACAACUUAUCAACCUAUGGAGACAACUUAACAGAACUCCACUGUAGUUCCAGUUUCCACAGAGAGCAGUACCAUGCCAUAAGCCAACUUUAACGAAAACCAUCAGUGAAUGCGUACAACAAUGUUUCAAAACAGUCAUUUAAUAUUAACAUUUUUUUCACUAUACAAAUUUAUAAAUAUAGGAAGUUUAAUUGGACUAGACUGACAA
Molecule: messenger RNA, 1242 nt
Organism: Drosophila innubila
Lineage: Eukaryota; Metazoa; Arthropoda; Insecta; Diptera; Drosophilidae
Product: plexin domain-containing protein 2-like
Exons: 4
Coding region: 1-816 (271 amino acids)
Source: RefSeq, a predicted model, not a curated record